This is a messenger RNA of Trichoderma reesei QM6a, 2196 nucleotides long. RefSeq lists its product as uncharacterized. The annotation marks the transcript as partial. The transcript has 2 exons. Gene Ontology annotation, molecular function: microtubule binding. Lineage: Eukaryota; Fungi; Ascomycota; Sordariomycetes; Hypocreales; Hypocreaceae. The record is from RefSeq and is a predicted model, not a curated record.
CAGCGCCCCGCCGACGACUUCUUUGCUCACCUGGAGCCCUCCAAGGUUGUCGAGGCAUUGACACCGCCCGAUGGCGUCCUCAGGGGCUGCCUCGCAGAGGCUUCCGCGCUCGAGCGCGACUUCGCCAUGCGGACGGCCGUGGCAUCCCAGAAGAUCUGGCAAUGGCUCAACGAGCUGAACCAGUGGAAUUGGCCAAAACAAGCGGGGUCCGGGGGGUUCCUCGAGCCGAGCAACACGCAAAGGAAGCUCUUUGCUCAGGCCCUGACCCCUGAAGAGGAGGCUGGCAGGAAGCAUUACAUGGGCAGCCUCCUCGCCGAAGAGGUGGAAAAAUACGAAGCCAGAAUCAACCAAAUCAACAGAGACAUGGACGAGCUGGAUCUCGAGGAGAUCAAAGGUCACGUCAUGAGCGACCACAUCCUACCGCUGUCCAGACCGGGUACCCCCAUCAACAUGGACCCCAGUCGCUCGAUGCUAUCGGCCUUAUCGGGCUAUCACAAAAUGGAGGACAUUUCCGUCCUCAUCACCGCCAUUGUCGUGCAGACCCUGCCCAACCUGGCAAGGCUGUCGCGCCUGCUGCAGCUGUGGCACAUGCGCAUCACCGUUCUUCGGCACGUCAAUCCCUUUCUCCAAUCCAUCCAAGAGGUCGAAGCCCUUCUUGGAGAGAACUGGGAGGCCAUUUCGCAGUCCCACUGGGAGAUGGAGCGCCCCAGCAGGAAGGCCAUCGUCUUGCCCCCGCGCAUCCUGACCUCCAAGGACUUUGACGCUAGAAGGCAGUCGCUCGCGCUCAAGGUUGCCGAGCCCGGCCGGACCCUGGACUACAUGCUCGACUGCUUGGAGGGCGCCCCGGACACCCUCCCGGAUGAGUGGCUCACUCGCAUGGAGGAUGUAGAGCAGGGCUAUGGCGAAUGGGUCUCCGCUUGUGAGCGAAAGAUGGCCGAAGCCAAGUUGGCCAAGACCAAGCCCAAGACACUUCAUCUCAGGAAGAACUCUUCGCUCUCACCGUCUCCCACGAGGGCUCAUGCCGAGAGCAAGCUCUCGCCGCCUGAUGCUCCUGAAGUGUCUGCAUCUCCCGCCAUGGCCAAGAGCCGCCUCCGCGAGGCGUCUCAUCCCGAUGGCGACAGCCCACCAAGCUCGCCUCCAGAGGUGGCCCGACGUGCCAGGGGGGCUGCCAUGGGCCUUCUCGACAGCCCCAUGGUGGCAGCGACGCCCGAGGAUGACGAGUCCUUCUUACAAUCGACCUAUGAGGAUUCCUUUCUCGACGACUUUGAGGACUCGUACGCUCCCGAUAUCCCCGGCCCGCCUUCCCGCCGGGAAAGCGCUGGCGAACAGCAGCUGCGUCUACAGAUCAGCCAGAUCAUUGAGUCUAUACCAGCCAAAAUCAGGCUCAACAACGGAACAUCGGGUAUCAACCUGAACCCGCCGGAUCUCCAACUCCCCCGCUUGAGAUCGAAACCGUCCAGGGAGCCCAUGAAGCGGAGUACCUCGGGCAUGUCCACCCGAACUGCCACGCCCUCUUUCACUCUGUCUCCCGUCAAGCAGAGGACGCGCUCCAAGGGCCAAUAUCCAAUCAGGGUCUAUCAUCUCUCUAGGUCGGAUAAUGAGGCCCCCAUCAAGCUGUUCAUCCGCUGUGUUGGAGAAAACGGAGAGCGAGUCAUGGUUCGCGUUGGCGGCGGCUGGGCCGACUUGUCCGAGUACCUCAAGGAGUACGCCAGCCAUCAUGGCCGCCGCUCCAACGGCAAAGACAAGGUCAAGGUGGAAGUCCGCGACAUUCCUCGCGCAUCUAACCCACCGACCAAUGCCAGCCCUCCGAGCCGGCCACCUUCCGCUGCCGACGACCGCUCUUCCGCGAGCCCUCUAGGUGCGCGCAAGCCUCGCACCAGCAGCCUCAACAACUCCCUGCGCCCCAAGACUCCAGUCACGCAAGGUCAGGCUGCUGCAGGCACGCCUCCAUCUGAAGGCUCGGCCAUUUCGAGACCCAACUCACGGCUUAGCUGGGUAGAGGACGAGAGUUCCUUCUUGGGUCUAGCAGGGCCAAAGGGCAAAAAGAUUGAAAUGAGCGAGGAAAGCAAGGCUUGGGUGGAAAGCGUCAAGGAAAAGGUACGCAUGGCCAGUGGCCCGGACAGGAAGUCCAAUGAGAAGAAGUUUGGCGAGAUUGGCAAAGCCGGGGGCACGAAGCGCGUGUUCAGGAGAGGCUAA